Molecule: messenger RNA, 3397 nt
Organism: Sebastes umbrosus (honeycomb rockfish)
Lineage: Eukaryota; Metazoa; Chordata; Actinopteri; Perciformes; Sebastidae
Product: ATP-sensitive inward rectifier potassium channel 12-like
Exons: 3
Coding region: 484-2127 (547 amino acids)
Biological process (GO): potassium ion import across plasma membrane; regulation of monoatomic ion transmembrane transport
Cellular component (GO): plasma membrane
Molecular function (GO): inward rectifier potassium channel activity
Source: RefSeq, a predicted model, not a curated record
CUCCUCUCCUCCUUCAUCCGUCCCUCCGUCCCUCCCUCCCUCCCUUCCCAACCCAUGCUGUGCAGAGGGGAGAUUGACACAGCAUUUUCAGCCCGGGGUGAGUGAGUACGCACAGGAGAGCACGGCACAGACAGGAUUAUGGUCAGCGAAGGAGGCAGUGGAGGACAAUAACGGAUUCAAAGAGAGAAACAACAGGGAUAAACGAAAGAAGAAGCGAUGAAGAAGAAACUAAAGGAACAAACUAAAAGAGAGGAAGAGUGAAAGAAGGGACCACAGACCACAUGAAUCUAAGGAUGUGGGACCUUUGCCCUGGACAGUGAAAGUGGGAUUUUGGGAAGUGAAGAACAAGGAACCCAAAUUACAACCACGUGACAGAAAACAACAAACAACUUGUGGUCUUCUCAGUUGUCCAAGCAUCACCUCCAUGGUGUAGACCUGAGUCUGGCCUCCCAACCAGGCCCCAUACCAGAGAUCCCUGGUGCCAUGGGAACAAGUAGGUCCAACAGGUUCAGCAAUGUGUCAGAGUUUUUACCAGAGGAGGCCCGCCAGAAGAUCUCUAGCUUAGGACUCCAUAACGGCCACGGUUCCCCCAGCUUGCGACUACACUCGCCCUUCGACGCGGAGACAGAAGACAGUAGGAGGAGGUCGGGAGCCUCUGCUUCCGAGCCCAGCGCAAGGGGACAAGGAGGGAUGAACAACUACAACGGGAAGGUUCUGACAAGGGGCUCCGGACAAGCACGGAGCCGGUUUGUAAAGAAAAAUGGACAAUGUAAUGUUCUGUUCACCAACAUGGAUGAAAAGAGGCAGCGCUACCUGGCCGACAUCUUCACCACCUGCGUGGACACCCGCUGGAGAUACCUGCUGCUUAUAUUCUGCGUCAGCUUCCUGGUCUCGUGGCUUUUCUUUGGCAUUAUCUUUUACAGUGUCGCCCUGGUACAUGGCGACUUUGAGGAGCAACCGACGGUGAAGGGUGAUGGGCUGGCGGUGGGGAUGGCGGGGCUUUAUGGGCCCACCUCUGGACACACAUCUGGAGGGCAGCCACAAAGGAUGCCCUGCAUACUUCAUGUCCAUGGCUUUGUUGGGGCGCUCCUGUUCUCCAUGGAGACCCAGACCACCAUUGGUUACGGCUGGCGCUGCGUUACUGAGGAGUGCCCCGCCGCUGUCAUAACAGUAGUCGUCCAGUCCAUUGUGGGCUGCAUCAUUGACUCUUUCAUGAUUGGCACCAUCAUGGCCAAGAUGGCGCGGCCAAAGAAGAGGAACCAGACCCUUAUGUUCUCCAAAAAUGCUGUCAUUGCCCUUCGCGAUGGCAAGCUGUGCCUCAUGUGGAGGGUGGGCAACCUGCGGAAGAGCCACAUCGUAGAGGCGCAUGUCCGUGCCCAGCUCAUACGUUCUUACGUCACAGCUGAGGGCGAGUACAUUCCCUUGGAGCAGAUGGACCUCAACGUGGGCUAUGAUGAGGGCACAGACCGUCUGUUCCUAGUAUCCCCGCUGGUUAUAAUCCACGAGAUAGAUAAAGACAGCCCCUUGUAUACUUUAAGCCGAGCUGAUCUGGAGGCAGAUGACUUUGAGAUUGUCGUGAUCUUGGAGGGGAUGGUGGAGGCCACGGCCAUGACCACCCAGUUUCGUAGCUCCUACGUCGCCAGAGAGGUCUUCUGGGGUCACAGGUUUGAGCCUGUGAUCUACGAGGACCGUGACCGCUACAAGGUAGACUACAGUCGCUUCCACCAGACCUACGAGGUGCCGUCAACGCCCCACCUCAGCGCCAAAGAGCUCGACGAGGCCGCGAGUCGGGCCGCUUCUCCCGCCUUUGCAUCUAGAUCCUCGCAAGACUUGAUUCCAAGGUCGCUGAGCGCCUUUUGUUACGAGAACGAGGUGGCGCUGAGCUGUGGGGAGGACGAGGACGACAUCUUCGACUCCCAGAUUGUGGGGAAGGAGAGGGCCGAGGAUAGGAGGACUUCAGUUUCUGUAGACUUCCAAAAUAUGUUCCAGGACACUGCGACCAUGACAUCAGGCAGUCAUAGCGUCAUGUGUGUUAUGGACAUGGACAAUAAUCAGAUGGAGUUUGACAUCCUACAGACUGCCAUCCCCCUUGAUCCAGUGACCUAUAAGAGUGAGCAAGAGACCUAAAGACUGUCAUGAACUUCAUCUCCAAUGAGUUGGACCUGAAGACCAAUUGCUUGGUGAUGUGUUCAAUUUUGGAUUACAUGUACAGAAAUGUAAACCCCUUUUGCCUUGCCAGUGUUGUUUUACAUUUAUAUUUGUUUGAUUGAUUCUGGAGGAGGACAGAAUCUCUGACAAAGCGCUGACGGGCUUUUAUCAUCAUUUUGUAACCAAAGGAAAGCACAAUGGCAGUAAAAGUACAGAAACUUGAGUCAUGUUUCGACAGUACGCGCAUUUUGUAUAGUUAAAGAAUUUACUUUAUUUAAGAUCUUUCCUGUGAAUGUAAACAGGAGAUUUUAUAGAAGCUUUAGCAGUUUUGAUGUAAUUCUCUUCCUUUUCUAAGAGGACUGACCUCAAGACUUAAAUGGUAAAUUUUUAAGAUGUACUGUUUCAAUUUAUGCUUGAGGAUCUCCGUGUUGUUCAUGUCUGAAAAAGUUCCCUGCAAAUUUGCACUUUUGUGAGACUGCCCAGCCAACUGUUAUCAGGUCAUUAAAUGGGGCGUUAUCAGUACACAUAAGCCUCAUAGAUAUGGGCCAGUAGGGCCCUGCUGCACCCACUAGUAGGUUUUGUCAUCUAUUCACAUGGUCGAUCACCGAAAGAUGAAUAAAAGAAGAAGACAGUGGUUUUGUUGCCUAAAUCUAAAGAAGCCAUUUUAUUUGUGUUAAUACGUAACAUUUCAUUACGUUUUACAAUGUGUUAGAAGUUUCACUUUCAGUUUUACAACCUAGUUGGCGUAGUGGGCCCCUACUGACCCACAUCUAUGAUGCUUUUAGCGACCGAUAACGCACAUUUAAUUGCCUGAUAACAGUUGAAUCACGGUACUGCCUGUUUUGUUAAAUCUUUUCCUGUAAUACAUAAAAACCUCCCUUUAUUUAUGUACAUUAGAGAGAAACUACUGUUGUUGGUUUUUCUGUGGUGCAGUAUACUCCCAGGACCAUUCCAAGUGCAAUCACUAAGUGUAGCAGAAGGAGUAUUAUUUCUGAAUUUGAUUAAGACUCCUGAGGACAACAUCUUGACAAUAUCUCCUACAAAUGUCUUGAUUUAUCGCGAUUUCGGAAAACAUCACUGCAUUUUAAAUCUUGUUUUAAAAACAUUUUUUUCUUCUGCAAACAAAGCUAAGUUUUAGGAGAAUGUAAUGAAAACUAAACAGAAUAUUUAAAGAGGACCUGUUAUGCUUUUGUGCUUUUUCCCUUUCCUUUAGUGCGUUAUAGUUAUUUGUGCAUGUAAAGGUCUGCAA